UUGCCACAGGGUAAUUACCAAUGAUAUAUCCCUCUCGCUUCACCCAAUAUAGUUAUGAUGCAAUAAACGUCUAAACCAAAACAUUGCCAUAAAUGGAUCAAAGCAAGUGGGGGGUGAAUUCAAUUUAAGAAGGAAAAAUCAAUGAAGAAUGCUCAAUAAAAAGAGUGAGGUAUAGCAAGAGAGAAAGUGUUUUUCUUCUCUUCCAUUUAGAAGAAGAGACCAAUUUCUAUGGCUUCUAUUGAGGUGCUUUCUGAUUCAACAUGCAGAUCUAUGGAUGAUAACAAAGCUAAUGAUGAUGAAAAAGUUAGUCCUUCAUCAGAUGAAAUGAUAGAGAGAAGUUUAGGAACAUUUGGAUGGGUAGAAUUUGUGCAAUGCAUUCUUGUAUCAUUCGCAAUGUUCUUCGACGCACAACAAUCAUUCAUAACAAUUUACACCGACGAUUACCCAACAUGGCAUUGCACAGAUUCAACGACAUGCAAUUCAAAUUCCAACAUCUGCAAAAUCCCAAAAUCUUCAUGGUCAUGGGAUGGACCAGUUCAAAAGACAAUCAUAUCUCAAUGGAGUCUUGAAUGUGCAAGUAGCUUCAUCACAGGUUUACCACAAUCUUCAUUCUUCAUAGGUUGCCUAAUUGGUUCUUUUGCAUUAGCUACUUUAGCUGAUACAUCCCUUGGAAGAAAAAACAUGUUGAUUAUCUCUUGUUUAUCGAUGUCAAUAACCUCAAUCAUCAUUGUGUUUUCAACCAAUGUUUGGAUUUACUCGGCUUUCAAAUUCCUUAUCGGAUUUUGGCGUUCGUCUAUCGGUACAUGUGUUCUUGUUUUGUUAACGGAAAAAGUUAGUACCGAGUGGAGGUUCACGGUUGGAAUCGUUGAAUAUUUUUGCUUCACAUUAGGGUACAUGUCAUUACCCGGUGUAGCUUAUGUUUUUCGAUUUUCAUCGUGGAAAAGUGUUUACAUUUGGACAUCAAUUCCAGCUAUAAUUUACACAAUCAUUGGUUAUUUCUUUGUUACCGAGUCUCCAAGAUGGCUUCUAAUGCAAGGUAGAAACAAAGAAGCUAUUGCAAUGCUUAAAGGAAUGAGUUCGGAAGAAAAUGCUGAUUUAACCGCGAGUUUGUUGCUAAAUGCACCUCCUAAACAAAAGACUUCAGUUUUUCAACUAUACUCAUCAAUAACAAAGUUGUUUGAAAGAAGCUGGGCUUUGAAAAGAAUGGUUGCAAUUAUGGUUCUUGGUAUGGGAAUUGGAAUGGUUUAUUUUGGUAUGCCACUCGCCGUUGGAAACUUAGGAUUCGACAUUUACUUGGCCGUUGUGUUUAAUGCCUUGAUGGAAAUACCGUCUUGUGUUGCUACUUAUUUCUUGGAGAAUCGGCAAAGAAAGCCGUCAAUUCUUGCAUUUUCAAUAGCGAGUGGCGUAUGUUGUGUUAUGUGUGUUGUUGUUGGAUCAGGAGUACAAGGAAUCAAAGUUGGGUUGGCGUUGACAUCGUUUUUCAGUGCUACUACAGCUUAUAAUGUGUUUCUCAUUUACAUUAUAGAGUUGUUUCCGACAAGUGUGAGGAACACGACAACGUCAUUGGUGAGACAAGCUAUUGUUUUCGGCAACAUUUUUAGUCCUUUUUUGAUAUCUGCUGGGAGGAAAAAUGAUGUUUUCUCUUAUGGUGUGUUUGGGGUUGUUAUUAUGUUGUCAUGUGUUACAUUGCUUGCUUUGCCAGAGACCAAAGGACAAGCUCUUUGUGAUACUAUGGAUCAACAAGAGAAAAAAGACAAAAAUUAUGUUUAAUGUAAUAUUUGUACUAGGGUCUGUUUUUUAUGCAUUUAGGUUCAUUUGGUUUGUUGUAUUUGGUUGAAGCUUUGCUUUGUCUUGGUUUUGAAGUGUGUGAAUCUAAAAUCUUAUUUUUGAACAAUGAUAUAAGAAUCUAAGAUCUAAGAUCUUUUUUGAUA
Messenger RNA from Medicago truncatula (barrel medic), 1931 nucleotides. Its product is annotated as organic cation/carnitine transporter 3. Gene Ontology annotation, biological process: transmembrane transport. The record is from RefSeq and is a predicted model, not a curated record. Gene Ontology annotation, cellular component: membrane. The transcript has 2 exons. Gene Ontology annotation, molecular function: transmembrane transporter activity. Bases 229 to 1770 code for a protein of 513 amino acids. NCBI's taxonomy places the organism in Eukaryota, Viridiplantae, Streptophyta, Magnoliopsida, Fabales, Fabaceae.